This is a messenger RNA of Ixodes scapularis (black-legged tick), 1804 nucleotides long. RefSeq lists its product as uncharacterized. NCBI's taxonomy places the organism in Eukaryota, Metazoa, Arthropoda, Arachnida, Ixodida, Ixodidae. The record is from RefSeq and is a predicted model, not a curated record. The coding region runs from base 136 to 1533 and encodes 465 amino acids. The transcript has 13 exons.
UCAUCAUUAAUAGCGUGCGCGCGGGAAAGCUGCAGCCCUGGCAGCCCUACAGCCGACUACAGCCCGGAGUCCGGAGUGCUGCCGUACUGCCGUGCUACCGUGCUACUGCGCUAACCUGACAACUUACUAGCCACCAUGGCUGGAGGAAGUGACAAGUUUGCUAUUGUAGCAUUUCCUGAAGAAGAUCACAGCUUGGCCAUUAUUCACAAAACAUGGCUCGUUGAAAGCACUGAAACGACAUUUUGGCCUAAGGAAAAAAAUCCUAACAAGCGUCGUCGAAUGACAAUCGAAGGCGUCAAACCACAAGACAGUUGGAUGCAGGUCAAAUGCCUGAUCAAGGACUGGGCUGACACAUAUGAGAAGGCGCUGGAGAAACUUCAGGCUCUGGAGUAUACGUCAGACUUCACUAGUGAAGAAGAGCUAGGUCGUGGCAAGCGAAAACGCCGUCCGACCUUUCCUUUUGACUAUGAUGACAGCACCGACACUACAGGUUCCGACGAUGAAUAUGAACCACCAAAACCACCCACGCCACCCCAGCCACGGAAGAAAACAGGUGCCAACUUCUCUAAGUCACCUCUGCAUCACUCUGCCCUGUACGAAACUGUCACGUCCCAAGCCACAUCCCAAGCACGUGCCCAGUCUUCACGCAUGCAGCCACAGUACAUAGGUCUCGACAAUGUCCAGCUUGUACACGCAUCCCACACGAACAGGAUGAUGUCCAGCCCGAGCAUCCAGCCUACAGGUGAUGACUUGGGUCCACCAGUGCACACACCAUAUGCGAACAUUUUGCCCCAUUCAAGUAUCCAGCCCACAGGUGUCCACAGCGUCCCCCCAGUGCACACUCUAUACAGGAGCAGGACACCUCACUCAAGCAUCCGGCCUGCAGGUGCCAAUGAUGUCCCUCUAGCGGCGGCAACACUGUGGCAGCAACACCACGAUGCACCUGUAACCCCUAUGAACAUGUCUCACCCUGGCACUGGACGGGUAAACACAGAUGCACAGGUGCCUGUGUUUAUGGAAAGGAUCCUGUUGGCACUGAAUUCCAUCAAGGUGACACAGCAGACCCACUCCGAGUACUUUAGCUUGCUGCUCAGAAACACCGAAGAUGCCCCACUUGAUCCAGAGGGCCUGCCGGACUUGCCUUUUUCUACAGUACAGGACUUCGUGCACUUUGACAAAGAGCUGGAGGUCGACAAGAGAGCAAGACUUCGUAUGAGACAACACAUGUUAGUUCAAGGAGGUGAUACACCUAAAGAACGGACCACCCGAAUUUUGAGAAGUAUACUUUCUUCAAGUGUCGCAGCCGAGUACAGCUGGUGUGGCACCAAGGGAAAACACAAGUUUUCUGAUCUCAACAUCUGCAAGCUCCUGUGCAGCACCCUCACCUACCGUCAAAACUUGGAAGAAGCCAAGGCAACUAAGAAGGACAUAGAAAAAGCAGGCAUGUCGUGGCUCCGUCAUGCUGCUGAGCGGGCAGCGGCAGAAAAAAAGUCCAUGGGAAGGAAGGACGGCACACCAUUUACACUAAACUAAGAAAUCACUUCAACAGGGCAGCCCUUUGAAAGGAACUAUGCAAGUCUGUUUCUUAACGUUUUUCACUACAAUUUGCAACGGCGGUGCCCGCAGGGAGUGUGGUAAUGUAUCUGGAGAGCUACAUUUUCAAAGAAACAACUUAAUUGAGUAAAAGUUUAAAAGUCUGAAUGCUUUUCUCUACAUAUGGUGUUUGCUUGCUUAUGGCACACAUCUGAUUGUUGGAACAGCUGAUAAACUGCAGCAGCAGUUCACAAAUAAAAUACUCGCAUAG